AAGGAAAAGAUACAGAUACUGCUCAUCAAAUUCUCGCGUCCGUCCUAAAAGCCCUGCCGCUUCUCUCUCUGAAACUCUUUCGUAUUCUCAGCCGCAAAAUCUAUCUUUUUUUUUUCUUGCUAUUUUUCAAUCUUUGCCUUCUCAGAUGCUAAGAGGGAUUUGCGAAGUCAGACAACCUACCGUAAAACCCUAGCAAUUUUAGCUGUUAGUUCUUCAGGUUUAAAUUUAGUUCUCGAUAUGGCGAGAUAUGAAGAAAAUUCAAGACUCAGAACCCUAGCUGACGCCGUCAGCGGCCCAUUUGAGUCGGACUUGGGGGUUGGUGGGAAUGGGGUUUUGCCCUCUGGCCCGGGCGUCAACGGCUUUAAUGUCAAAGAAGAGGGUGAUGGAGGUAGUGAUGGCGGCGGUGGUGCUGGCGGUGGCGAUGCCGGUGCCGGUGGGAUGGAGAGGAACUUGGGUGUCUCAGACGGGCCUGUGGUUGAUACGUUUGAUGAGGUGAAUGAGGAAGUGGAAGCAGCAAAAGUCCUUUCUGGUAAUGGGUUAUCUGCUGGACAGAAUGGAAUAAUUGAGGAAAUGGCCGUGGUUAAUGAAGAAGGGGAAGAUGGGGUUGGUGAGGACGAUAACGGUGAACAUGGGUUUUCUGUGGGUGAUCUGGUUUGGGGUAAAAUUAGGAGUCAUCCAUGGUGGCCUGGCCAAAUAUAUGAUCCUAAAGAUGCUUCAGAGAAUGCCCUUAAGCUUAAGCACAAGGGUCGUCUCCUUGUGGCUUAUUUUGGAGAUGGUUCUUUUGCCUGGUGCUCGCCCUCCCAAUUGAUUCCUUUUGCUGAGCAUUUUGAGGAAAUGUCAAAGCAGAGUACUUCAAAAAUCUUUGCCAUUGCAGUACAGGAAGCAGUGGAUGAAAUUGGUAGGCUUGUGGACAUGGAGAUGACGUGUAAAUGUGUGACUGAGGAAAACAGGAAAGGGCUAGACUCCCCACUGUCUAAGAAUGCCGGUAUUAGAGCGGAAGUCCAACUGCCUGAGGGAGACAUUGGUAAACUCUUAUCUUUUAGGUAUGAAUCUGCUGAGUUGUUGGCAACUGUGGCAAGUGCUGCAGAGACUAUUUCUUUUGCCAAUAUGCUUGAUCUUGCCAUUUUGAAAGGUUGGCUUUCUGCUUUCUUCCGUUCCAAAGGUGCUGGAUACUCAUUACCUGUUUAUCGUGAGGGGCAGUUAAUUGAAGGCCUCGAAGACAAGAAUAGGUUGCAUAAGAUUGGGUUGAUCAAAUCCACUGGAGUUCCCCUCAAGGGACCACUCGAGCAAGACUGGUCUUCAGCAGCAGUUUCUGGCUCUGACUCUGGUCUCUUGCCCUCUGGGGACAAGGUAUAUCACAGUAGGAAGGAGAAGAGUGUGGCUGAGCUCCUCGGAAAAGGUUUGGAUGUUAAGCUCAAGAAUAUGAAGAAGAAGAUAACUGUUGCUGACGGAACUGGUAAUCAAAGUGAUGGUAGUUGUGCUCCUUCAGCUGGGAGAAAGAGAGGUAGGAGUAAGACUGACAAGAUGUUGCAGUUGGGAGAGAGUUCUGGUGAAUGCAAAGUAGGUGAAACUGGUGGUGCUGAUCGUGAGGAUGCCCAAGGGUCUAAAGAUGCAGAAGGAAUCUCAUCUCCAAGGGAAAGGAAAAGAAGUAAGUACUUGUCUCCUCCCUACACAAAUGCUCAGAUCAAGGCUGUGAAAUUGAGUUUUAAGAAAGAGUUGGAAAAUGAAUCAGUGGAAAUUAGCGAAGUUGCCAAGACAGGCGAGCACGCUGGGGAAGUGCCAGAACAAUUAAGUUCUAAAAAAGACUCGGAGAAUGGAUCUGUGAGAGUAAGCAAAACUGCUGCUGGAAUGGGUGAGCGGAUGACCAAGGUUUCUGCUAUUCUUCUUGAUUCACCUCUUGUUCAUUGCAAUGGCCAAAUUGUGAAAGAAAAAACUGCCAAGAUAGUCAAUGGAACUGGACAGCUUGGCUCUUCCGUGGACAUAUAUCCUGCACGAAGCCAGCAAGAACAGGAGAUUACUGUGACUAUGGAUGCUGAUGUUACACCGAGUGCAGUGCUGGGUGGGGUUUUACAUGUAGCUGUUAGUCCCUUGCAUUCGUGGGAUGAAAGUUUGCUCGUUAUACUCAGGGGAUUCCUUUCUACAUUCAGGAACUCUAUCUCCACCAAUGGAGCAAAACAUCGUGGGAGGCAGAGAAAAUCAUCAAACCCUGCUGAGCAAGGGGGAGUGGAGAAUGGGGAUGCCAAGUCAACUGAGGCUAAGAAAAGGCGUUCAGGUAGUAAAAAGGCUAACUUAGAUAAUCUUGAUACUCGUAAACCAAAGAAGGCUGCCAAAAGUUCUGUUGUAAAAUUGAAUGAGAAGAAAGUUCAAGGAAAAGCUUCCCCUUUCCCUCCAACUCCUGUUGCUUCUGGUGAUGAUACUUCGUUUCCGUUUCUUGAUAAGCAAGUUGUUUCAGAGUCAGCAGCUGAUAAGGGUCAACCACUUGGUUUACAGAGUCAGCAGCUCAUGAUGAUUGCAACAAUGCUUGAAAAAUGUGACCGUAAAGUUUCGCCGGAAGAGGUGUCUGGCAUAGAUGGCGGGAUAAAGAAUCUUUAUGACAUAGUUAGGAAGAUAACUGAGGCUGCCUCAUAGGUAGGUUGGAACAUUGCCUUUACCCAUUUAGAUCUGAUUGGGCGAUUGCUUAUGUUUGUUUAUGGUGGUCCGUGAUGUAUGGAUUUAGAAGUUUUGAUGAUACAGGGAUUAAAAUGUUGCUAAAUAGGAUGUGGUCAUACUUUAUUGGUUUUGCCAUAACAUUUAAAUGGAUGCGUUCACGUCAUAUUUGCCAUUGUUAUAGUUGUUCACAAUUCGGAUGCGUUCAUGUCAUAUUUGCCAUUGUUAUCGUUCUUCACAAUUCUUUGGAUUAUGUUCACGCUUCCUCAUAAAAUUCUACCUUCACAUUCAGAACAAUCCCAAUAGUAGAAUGCUUCUUGCGGUGGAAACGCA
Molecule: messenger RNA, 2979 nt
Organism: Oldenlandia corymbosa var. corymbosa
Lineage: Eukaryota; Viridiplantae; Streptophyta; Magnoliopsida; Gentianales; Rubiaceae
Source: the annotation of a GenBank genome assembly